Molecule: messenger RNA, 462 nt
Organism: Ambispora leptoticha
Lineage: Eukaryota; Fungi; Glomeromycota; Glomeromycetes; Archaeosporales; Ambisporaceae
Source: the annotation of a GenBank genome assembly
AUGAAUAAAUCAAAAAAAUAUAAAUUUGAACCAACAGAGAUACAGGAAAAAGUUAUGAAAAAAGUAUUAGGAGAAGAAAAAUAUAAUAAUGAAAUAGACAAAAAGAAGCUUAUAAUGGAAUUUCUAGAAAAAGCAAAACCGAUACAACUUACAAUAUUUAAUUGGGCACAAGAAAAUGUUGAAAUUGAAAAAAGAAGACCACUAACAAAACCAUCAGAAAAGGAAAUCAGAGAAUUUAUGGAAACCCAACACCACCCAAAAACUCUGAAACCAAACCCAAAAGAAUACUUUAAAGCAAGAAAUAAUUAUUACCAAAAAGAACUACUAAACAACGAAAUAAUAGAACAAAGAAAUCAAGAAGAAAUAGAAAAAUUAUUAAAGGAGUUGAAUGAUAAAAAAGAACUCUUUAAAGAAAACAAGGAAAGAAUACAAAGAAAUGAAAAGUUCAAAAAGGAAACCUGA